GAUAGACUGGGCAUCAUAGUUGAUGGGCUGGAAAUUCUAGACACGCGCUCGCGACAAAUUCCGCCGCGAGAUGUCACCGCUGUAAACGUACGGUUGGCCCAUUUCCUGUCGUUAACCCCUUUGCCGUUUAAUCCGUUAAUACAGGACCUUUAACGAGUCUUGUGCGUUGGAAAUCUAGCGGGUAGGUGUUGGUCCCAUGCAUCACUUGUUGUUGCGGUGAAACAUGAGCGUCGCCCGUAAAGGCGGUAGUUGCGGCAACGGGGACACUCUGAACGAGUUGAUUGUCGAGAUAUGGAAUGGACUCCUGGGCUGUCGGAGCAGGAGUGCUGGUUCGAGGAACACCUCAACGGAAGGAGCGUCUUUAGUUUUUAGAAUCCACGUUCACUUCGCUCUCCUUCCGAUUCGAUUGAAUCGCUCCGACGCUGACAAGCAAGCCGCCAUGUUGCAUUUCAAAAAUUUCUUGGACGAGAGGAAGUCGUCGUUAGUAUCUGAGGGUGACGACUUGUCGAUGCUGCCCUGCUUCGCCUUGCCGUUCGUCCAGGGAUUGGAAAAGCAUCCGACAUUCCAAGCUUUCCUUGAGGAAAGCUGGGUGCGAAAGCUGACCGAGGACAUUCACGCCUUCUGGGGCAAGGUCCACCAUCCGCAACUGCCGCUUAUUGGUCCACGGAGGAGCGAGCCGAGACUCAUGACCAUCUUCCGGAGACAUCGGACUACGACAGCUGCACGUCCUGAUCAUUCGACAUCCGUUUCAGCCGACGAUGCGAAUAAUUCUCCCCUGCGCACAACCACCUCCGUUGUCUCGCUGGGGCGGCUGGAGGAAGCUGAGGAGACGGCUGAGUUUGGUCGAGAUGAGCAGGUGACUUCUUGUGCGCAACGCAGACUUACUAAUGAUGCGACGGCGAUACGGAGAGCGAGGAUUUGCAGACUGGAGGCCGAAUGUCGCGCCUUGCGUGCCCGGAGUGCGCGAGCAUCGCGGAAAUUCAACCACCUCCUUGGAGUCCUCAAGGAAGUUGUAAAGGCCUUGAAGUCUGUGGAAGGAGGUGAUCCGGUGAACCUGCAUCUAACUUUAUCCAAGUGUCUGUCCAGCAUGCCAGAAAUAUUCUCCCUAGAGAUGCGGGAGAAACAGUCGCCGUUGCUCUGCGGUCGUCAGGGAUCCCAAGCA
Messenger RNA from Notodromas monacha, 1162 nucleotides. NCBI's taxonomy places the organism in Eukaryota, Metazoa, Arthropoda, Ostracoda, Podocopida, Cyprididae. The record is from the annotation of a GenBank genome assembly.